This is a messenger RNA of Chlamydomonas reinhardtii, 3348 nucleotides long. RefSeq lists its product as uncharacterized. Gene Ontology annotation, cellular component: ubiquitin ligase complex; cytoplasm. The transcript is spliced from 4 exons. The record is from RefSeq and is a predicted model, not a curated record. The coding region runs from base 126 to 2534 and encodes 802 amino acids. Lineage: Eukaryota; Viridiplantae; Chlorophyta; Chlorophyceae; Chlamydomonadales; Chlamydomonadaceae. Gene Ontology annotation, molecular function: protein binding.
UAAUCAAGUUCUCAACAUCACCUUUGGCUUUCAGGCCACGCUCGAGCGGGCCUCGGAGCACUCUAUGAACAAGUCGCGUCCUGAGCAGUGCUACCGAUGCGCAUAGCAAGUAAACAAUUGCUGUAAUGCUGACGGUGCUGAAAUGCUCCGUCCAAUUGGAGGGUGCCAUCGGCAUCGCCACGGUUUGGGCGAAUGGGCGCCUCACGACGCUGCUUUCGAACGACCAAGGCCAGCUCUUCGAGCUCAUGGGCACAACAUCACAUCAGGGCCUGGAACUGGCGCCGCCGAUGGCACUGGUGGCCGGCCCCAGCACCCGCCACCGGCACUCGCUGCUGUACGCAGCCACCAACGGCUUUUACGGAGCGGCGUUUGAUGAGUUCAGCCUGUGCCUGUGGGUGGUUGACAACUGCGCCCUGCUGCGAGUGGAGAUGGGCGGUGGCGAGGGAGGCGGCCCACACGCCGGCACAACCACCAUACAUGCAGUGGCGGGACACGUGGACGAGGAGGCAGUGCGGGACGGCGCGGGCGCCGCGGCCAGGUUUGAUCACCCCAACUUCCUGGCAUGUGACGGUCACGGCCGCGUCUUCGUGGAGGCGGGAACCAGCAUCCGGCUGGUACGGCAGCCGCCGUCUUGGCGGGCGUACGGCAGCGGUGGCGGUUACGGUUACGGCGGUUUUGAUCACUACGGCAUGGCGGGCGGCGCCACUGGCAGCGGAUGGGGGGCGGCGGCGGACUCUCGUCGGGCGUCAGGGGCUGCGUCCGCGGAUCCCGGGUCGGCAGCAGCCGCGGCAGGGGCCGCCGGAGGUGGCGGGGCGGGAGCAGCAGCGGGAGCAGGAGCGGCGGGGAGAGGUGAGGACGACGGUGCGGAUCCGAAUCUGGAUCCAGAGAUGGAGGAAGUGCUGGUGAGCACACUGCCGUUCGAGGCGCCCAGCACCAUCAAGGGGUUGGCGUAUGUGUGUCAGGCGGGAGGCGGCGGUCCGGCCGGUGGCGGUGGCGGUGCUGGUGCCGGGGGCGGGGGCGGUGGCGGGGGCGGUGGUGGCGCGGCGGGUGGGCCGCUGGGGUGGCAGCAUGCGAACGGCCUCGGUGGCGGGGGUGCGCAUGAGCGCAGAGCCAGCCUGGACGCCGUGGCGGGGGCAGCGGCGGCGGGGGCGGCGGCAGCGGGAGGCACGCCGCCGUACCACCAGCGCGGCGGUCAGCAGCGGCAGCAGCCCCAGCCGCAGCAGGCGUCGCUGGUGUUUGCCACGCGCACGGCUCUCUACCGGCUGCCGCUCCCAGACAGUCUCACGGGCGAGCUCAAUGUGGCUAUGGCAGGGAGAGGUGGCGGCGGGGCUGGCGGCGGUGGCGGCGGCGGGGCUGUUGGUGUCCGUGGCGACGGAGCCGGCGCGGCUGCAGCGGCGGCGGUGGCUGUGGUGGACGGCGACGGUGCCGGAGGCGGAGGCGGCGAGGCAGCACCAGCCCUGCCCCUACCCAUACUCCUGUUCCAGCGGCUCGCUCCGUUGCCGCCGCAGCAGCAGCAGCCGCAGCAACGAUGGGGGCUGGGGGCGGUGCUGCUGGCUGGGCACGAACACGAGCAAGGGGCGGUGGACGGCCCCGGCAGCGCCGCGCGCUUCCACGACAUAUGGGGCAUUGCGGCGGACGCGGCCGGCAACAUUUACAUCGUGGACCGAGACGAGGACGCUGGCAGUUCCGCCGUGCGUGUUUACAAUCCGCGCGAGGGGCUCGUGAGCACGUUGGUGGUUGGGUUGGAUGGGAGGCAUGGCCGGCCCGCGAUCCUGCCCAACGGAUAUCUGGCGCUUUGCGGCGGUGAGAUGGUGCAGGUGUUGGAUCUAGGGAUAGCGCCGCCGCGGCCGCGAUCGGCGGGCGCCGAGGGCGGCGAGCGCGGCGGCGGCGGCUACGGGCGGGCGGGAGGAGGCGGGUGGGGUGGGCACCUGCAGCCGCCGCCGCGCAGCCUGCCCGCUGACCUGGGUGCGCUGCUGGAUGCGCAGCCCGACGGCACCGCAGACCUCACCAUCCGCGUGGGCGAGCGGCGCUUCCACUGCCACCGCGCCAUCCUGUCCGCGCGCUGCGACUACUUCAAGCAGCGCCUCGCGGACGGCGCGUUCGCAGAUGCAGCCGCGUCGGAGCUGGAGCUGCCGGACGCGGACGCGGAUGCCUUCGCGCUGCUGCUGCGCUGGCUGUACACGGGCGGCGCCGACGUGCCGUCGGACCAGGCGCGCGGCGUGGCAGAGCUGGCGGACCGGCUGCUGCUGCCGGAGCUGUGCGCGGCGGCGCAGGCCGUGGUGGCGGCGUCGGUGACCGCGGGCACUGUGGUGGACUGCCUGCUGUGGGCGUGGGGUUGCUGUGAGUCGCGGGGGCCUGGCGGCUUCGGCCAGCUCCUGGGGGACCUUAAGGGCUGGUACCUGGAGCAUCAUGAUGAGGUGUUGCGGGUUGCUGACGCCUCCCUGGAGCGGCUGAGUGCGGAGAGCCCGCGGCUGAUGGUGGAGCUGAUGAGAGGCCUGUCCCGCAGCGCCAAGCGGGCGCGACUGACGCGAUGAAGCUGGAAACGGCGGGAAUGCAAAUGCACGCCGUGCGUGUGCGGGUGGUUGGGGCUGGCAGUGGGUGGCGUUGGGGUGCGGUGGGACGACCGUGCAAAGCCAUGGGUAGCCGUGGGUAGCGUGGGGAGUAGUAAGUAGCAGGGUUGUAGGGCGCGUCGUAGGUUGCUGGGGAGGACGGGCACCGGACGGGUUUAGAGGGCAGGCAAUGUUUGUCUGACUCCGGAUUGUGCGUGUAUGAAUGCGACGGCAUAAAGAAGGUAUCACGUGCACUGUACGGUUGGGUUGCAGGAUGUUGCUGUGGCUGACUGGAUCCAAGUUGGGCCGGAGCAAUGCUGAGCUGUCGCUCGUCGGGAAUGAUGCAUGUGCUGAAGUACGGAGAAGUGCGACUCACGCUAAGUACGGGCGAGGAGAGCUGUUGGAGGCAUUGGCUGCGUCAGGAAGCAGGGUGCACCAUGCAUGAUAUGCACUGGCAGCUUCCAGCUUGCGUGCGGCUGUAUAGGCCCUCACAAGGACUGCGGGCUGAUAGCUCUUGCGUCAAUGGCAAAAGGAAAGGCUGGCUCAAUCAGGGAGGAAGAUUGUUCUGGUGCCGACCCCCGCAAGGCGUGUGAAAGCAGGUAGGGGAGGGCCGGAGGGGGCGACCGGGCGGGGCGGUUGUGUGGACUGAGCUGGCACCCCAGCGCAGAGAGAGCACCCGGGAGCACCUCCCCAGCUCCGACUCUGCAAGGUCGCGCAUGAGGGCGGGGCGACUCGGUGUUAUACCCAACUGUUAUAUGUGCACUAUGCGAAGCGUGUGCUGAGCUUAUAUCGAUGGAGG